Molecule: messenger RNA, 465 nt
Organism: Blepharisma stoltei
Lineage: Eukaryota; Ciliophora; Heterotrichea; Heterotrichida; Blepharismidae
Source: the annotation of a GenBank genome assembly
AUGUCUGUGUUUGUGACAGUUGGAACAACAAAAUUUGAAGAAUUAAUUAAAGCAAUUGAUACUGAUGAGGUGCUGGAGGCUCUUAGGGACCAAGGAUUAACAAAGGUUUUAUGCCAGAUCGGGAAUGGUGAGUUUACUCCUGAAAGUGAGUUCUUUAGAUUUUCCCCAUCUCUUGAUGAAUUCAUGGAAAACGCUGAUUUAAUUAUUAGCCAUGCUGGCGCUGGGAGUAUUUUGGAAGCUCUAAGAAAGAAUAAAAAGCUAAUUGUUGUGGUCAAUCAAAAGCUAAUGGAUAAUCACCAAUUGGAAAUAGCGAAAGAAUUAAGUGACAGAAAUCAUUUGAUUAUGUGCGAAAAUCCUGAUGAGCUUAGCUCAGCUGUAAGAAAACUGGAAACAGCUGAAAUUAAACCACUCCCGCCUUCGAACACUCAGGAACUUAUGCAGGAAAUUGUGGAUUUAUUAAAUUAG